This is a messenger RNA of Penicillium cinerascens, 1302 nucleotides long. Its product is annotated as NAD(P)-dependent oxidoreductase. The record is from RefSeq and is a predicted model, not a curated record. Gene Ontology annotation, molecular function: oxidoreductase activity; NAD binding; NADP binding. Lineage: Eukaryota; Fungi; Ascomycota; Eurotiomycetes; Eurotiales; Aspergillaceae. The transcript has 3 exons. Bases 1 to 1302 code for a protein of 433 amino acids.
AUGUCUAAACCGUCUGUCGGCUUCGUCGGCCUCGGAGCCAUGGGCUUCGGCAUGGCUACCCAUCUUGUGAAGGAAGGAUACCCUGUCCACGGCUUCGAUGUCUUUCCCGCCUCGGUCGACCGCUUUGAGGCUGCUGGUGGUAUCCCGGCGUCCUCGCUGAAAGACUCUGCCAGCGAGAAGCAGUACUAUGUCUGCAUGGUGGCAUCAGCGCCCCAGGCGCAAUCCGUUCUUUUCGGCGAGGACGGCAUUGUUUCUGUCCUUCCCAAAAACGCAACCCUGCUCCUCUGCUCCACCGUCCCAGCUUCCUACGCUCAGUCCGUAGCCGCAGAGCUGCAGUCGCGUGGUCGCGGCGAUAUCCAAUUCAUCGAUGCCCCCGUCUCCGGCGGCGCCAAGCGCGCUGCUGAUGGUACAUUGUCUAUCAUGGCUGGCGCGCCAGAAGCUGCGCUGGAGAGCGGCCGGUUCCUGCUCGAGGCCAUGUCCGAUUCGAACAAGCUUUACUUAGUACCCGGUGGAAUUGGUGCUGGUAGCAAUAUGAAGAUGGUGCACCAGGUUUUGGCCGGUAUUCACAUUCUGGGUGCUAGUGAGGCAAUGGGUUUCGCUGCGCAGCUGGGUUUGGAUGCGAAGAAAACUGCCGAGGCUAUCAAGUCUUCAGACGCGUGGUCAUGGAUGCAUGAGAACCGUCUGCAACGUAUGCUGGAGGAGGAUUGGCAUCCCGGUGCUAGUGCUUUGACUAUUAUCUUGAAGGAUGUGGGUAUCAUCACUACCUCUGCCCGCCAGAACCAGUUCCCGACUCCUCUGUGCUCCACAGCCGAGCAAGUAUACCUGUCUGCUCUGCUGCAAGGAUACGGUGCAGUCGACGACUCCUCUAUGGUCCGCCAGUACUACCCCGCGGCAAUCACAAAGGUCUCAAACACCAAGUCUGCCGAGGAGACCGCCGAGGCACAACAGCUCGUCCUGGACCUGAUGCAGCUAACCAACCUCGUUGCUGCCGCCGAAGCUAUCGCUUUCGCUGGUUAUCUCAAUGUCGAUCUGAAGCAAUUCUUCACUCUUGUCAGCGAUGCCGCCGGCGCAAGUCGCCAAUUCAUGACCAAGGGACUGGAGAUGAUCGAUGGUCGCAUUGGUCAGAAUUCAGAGUCUGUUAACGAUGUAAUUACUCGCUUGGAGAAGGCUGUGCAGACGGCGCGGGACUUGCAUUGCCCGUUGCAUCUGGGCAACGCCGCGAUGAAUGUUUUGUUCUUGGCGAAAAAGGCUGGAUUCGGUGCCGAGGGAAGCACCAGUGUUAUUAAAGUAUUUGGAAACUAG